Molecule: messenger RNA, 2344 nt
Organism: Choloepus didactylus (southern two-toed sloth)
Lineage: Eukaryota; Metazoa; Chordata; Mammalia; Pilosa; Megalonychidae
Exons: 5
Coding region: 1-612 (203 amino acids)
Source: RefSeq, a predicted model, not a curated record
AUGGGGGCGGGGAGGGCGCGGAGCGGGCGGGGCUUCUGCGGGAGAGUGCGUGUCCCCGGGGCUCCGCCACUGGCUCUGAGGAGUCUGAGCCCCGUCCCGGUGAGUCCGCCCGAGGGCCGGGAGAGGGUGCGCCGAACCCAGGGAGCCCGAAGCUUCCCGCCCUGCGCGCCCGCGGCCUCGGGCGCCCACUCUGCGGCCUCAGACCCAGAAGCGUCCCCGGGACCCACCCGGAGGCGCCUGCAGCCGCGGGGCAAGUCAGAGACACAGCACGGUGUGACCUCACUGAAUGAGGGUGGACCUUUAUCAGAAUCACUGGAGGCCAUUCUGAGCAGAAGAAAUACCCACGUAGGACAGAAAGCCACUGGGAGGAGCCAGAAGCCGGAAGUCAAGAAACCCGGAAGUAAACGGAGCCCAGAAGCCAACGGGAGCCCGGAAGAGAAAGAAGAGGACGUCACGUUGCGUAGGACAAACGAAGGAGCCCCUGAAAUGGCUGCCGACAAGAAUGCUGCUGACGCAGGAGCAAGUGAGUCUUCUGGCCAGUGCUGCUAUUUGGACUUCUGGCUUCUGAAACGGUUCUUAGACACCAACCACUCCAACCUUCUGAGGAUGUAGAGCAAGCAUGGAUUUUGAAUGGACUUUCCAGGAGGCACUGCAUGAGAAUGUUGAGAACCACUGAGCUGACGUCUGGUUUGGUGAAACAGAGCCCCUGAAGCUUACCGAGCUGAGAUCAUGGAAAGCAAGGAUUCUGGAUGGUGUAGUCCAAGAUGGAAACUUUAUGGGUUCCUGAGUCACUGUUUGGAGAAGAGCUUCCUGGGAGAGCUACAUGACCGACAACAGAUCUUGUGACAUGUCAAACCAGUAAGAGUUUAGAUAUUAUUUGUUACUGUGUCCUUGCCAAGCCUCUACUAACGAAUGUACUUAAAAACAAUUACCUGGUGAGGUAGGGCAGUGAAGAAGAACAGAAGCUUUGUAGUCCUACAGGACUAAUUGAAACCUCAGUUCUGCCAUCUACUACUUGUAUAAUCUCAGGCAUUAUUUGGAGGGAACUAGAAAUAAAUACUGGCAGUAUUUUUACAUUUUAUACCAAAAAGAGGGCAGAUAUAGGUCCAGGAAAACUUAAGUGAGAGAAAUUCCACGGAAGUUGUUUUAGCUCUGAGACAACAUAUUCACCAAGGUACCGCCUCAUCUCAUUUUGUUUUCCCAAAAUGGCUUCCUUGUUUUUCUUCUGUAAAGGAUUCUAUUGUGUUUUCCAUACAAACUAAUCUUGUAUGAAUUUGGAUGGCACAAGUCUUUGAGCUGAUUCAUGGAAAUGGGCCCAUUAUAGUAAGAGAUCUUGAAAUCUUGCCAAAAAACAAUUGAUGGGAUUGAAGCCUACAUAAAAGAAGACUUGGGAGUAGCCGCCUUUGAAUACAUGAGGGGAGGACAUGUAGAGACUUGGAGACAAAGAGUUAAAGGAGGUCCAAAAAGCCCCUGAGGUUAUGUGCUGAGUGUGAAUGUGUGAAGGGUUGUAGUUUUGGGUGGCGUAGGUCCUAGAAUUAAUCAAAUUCUCCAAGACUAAAAAUCAAUGUUCUGGACUUACUCUGUGUGACACAGGGAGGCUGAACAAGGACCAAUAGCUCUGAUAUACAAGGUGGCAAAAUCUGCCAUUUAAGGGACAUAUUUUAAAAAUCGGCAUUGUCUCCAUAUGAACUGGCUUGCCUCUAGCUGUAGUGAGUUUCUCAUCUAAGUCCCACACUUAUCAACAGUGUUCUGGAGAAGAUUGAACUGCUUCUAUGGUUCAUGCCAAUGCUGAGUUUUAGUGAUCCAGUAAUUCAUAGAGAUCAAACAACUCUGAAGUUUCAUUAACUUAAUUUGCAGUGUGGGGCCCAGGGGUCUCUAUUUCAGGUGUCUGAGUUUUCCCAUCACCAAUUUGUCCUGGCUUAAAAUAAAAAUAUUUAGAUGAAACAUCCUCAAUAAGAAGCACAAGUACUCAAAAGAGCCCCUAAUCGUAUCUUAGUGAAGGAUGGUUUCUGUUUUAACUAAAAGGAUAGUUUUAAAUAAAACUCAGUAUGCAUGGGGAUAGUAAAUGAGGAGACCUCACAGGGUGGUGUUCUCCAUAAAGUGUAAUAUGAACUUACAUUGCUGAGAAAAUGAACCUUCAAUGAAACUGAUAAUUGUAUAAUUUAUUGCAAAGUUAGAAAGCAUUAAUAAGAACUAUCAAUUACUGAAUAUUUACUGUUUGCCAGGUUCUAUAACCUCAUGCUCUACAGGUAUUCUCACUUAAUCUUCAGUGUACUUAAUGAAGACAGUAUUAUCACCCCAAUUUUACAAAUAAGGAAAUUAAAGUCCGUAGCAGUCAGAAGGU